AUUUCACCUAUCAUCGCCCACUCCUGCCCUCGUCCCCGUCAAUCAUAUUAUCACCGCCCGGUGCUCCGCUUUCUUUGUGUAUGCCCUGCUCCUCUUUUUCCCAAGAUUCCUGCGUGCUUGCAGCCCCAUCUUCCCACCCUGCUUGCUCGUCCUUCCCACCCCUCCCCUCCCCUCCUCCACCCCAUCGUCACCGUCCUCGUUCCCGCCUGGUCUGUUGAUCCCGCAAGUCUUGUCGGCAAGCCACCUUUCAACGGUUUCGACCUUGUGGCGGCUAUCGGGUAAAUUCCCACUAUCCCGUCUCCGUCUGUUUCUCCCUGCAUAUCUGCUUCUUCGGGAGGCCUGUUGUCGGGUUCGAUUCUUCAGCAGGUCCAAGCAACGCCCUAGCAACCCGGUAGCAAAGUCAAGCAACCAACCAACCUUGCCUUGCUCGACUCCACGAAACUGCUUCUCGCCUUGUCGUGUCUCAUUCGCUAAGGCACACCGGGAUUCCCCAGUCGCAAACCUUACUUUCGUCGUUUCAGGUCCAUCAACCCCGCCCCGACGGUUGAUUCCUGUCGCUACAGACACUAAGUGGGACUUGCAGAGCUUGGGCGAUCAAUGGUUUGGACGUUCCAACUGAGCAACGGUUCGAUACUUUUCAUUCUUUCCUCUCUCGCCUGUCAUGGAUCCCAAUCUUCGACCUCAAGUCUCGAGACCUCCCUCUGCUAGCAUCCCCCCUCAAGGUCCUCCGCCCCCUCCGCCACUGUCGAAUCUCCACCAAUAUCAGAUGCAUUCGCCGUACGCGAUGGCGCAACCGCAUACGUUGCCGCCACUGCAACACCAUCAGAAUCCGUCGCCAAUUCAGCAUACGUAUCUCCAGCCUUUCCGGAAUGACAUGCCUAGAUACCCGACAACCUCCGGCACCGAUGUUUAUGCGGUAUCGUCGGCGCCGUUGACCACGCAUGCGCCCGUCAACAGUUUGCCACCGUCAACUUUCCUUGGCCACCAACAUCCACAGCAAUUCCAGCCACAUCAUAUGCUCCCACCCACGACAGCCACCCAAGCAUACCCGCAACCAAUCGCGCCUGCGCCACCGCGUGACAGAAGAUCAGAGUAUGGCGCUGUGCCGUUGGCCCCGUUUACAAACGGGGAGAACAAGCCACCCGUAUGGGCUGGCGCAGAAGGACUGCCACCCACCUCUGGCCCGUACAUGCCAAAAGAUCCUCCGAGAACACAAGUGGUAGGAACCCAGGGCCGGAGAGGUAUUCUUCCGAGUGUACCGGGUCGCGCUGCGGUUACAAACGGUGUGAAUGGUACCAAGGGAACAACCAUCCCUGCCAAGGAUGCAGACGGGAAGUUUCCCUGUCCGCACUGCAAUAAGACUUACUUGCAUGCGAAGCACCUUAAGCGGCAUCUCUUGCGCCACACCGGUGAUCGCCCUUAUAUGUGCGUGCUUUGCAAGGAUACGUUUUCUCGCAGCGAUAUUUUAAAACGCCACUUCCAGAAAUGCUCCCUGCGACGAGGGAACCCAACCGGAGUUAGCCAUUUGUCGCAUCCACAUGCGCACCUGAAAAGAGCUCAAGCAGCGGGCGUUGUUCCAAAGCUCGUCCAGGGUGAUGUUAGUAGUUCCUUUUCGACUCCUAAUGGUAUUGUCGGUACUACGUUUGGGGAAGGGGCCGUGAAUGGGGUUGCAGUGGCUCCCGCACAGCAACCCAGGUUCGCGGAUCAUCACCAUCUUGGCUAUCCGAUGCCCUCGGCCAAUGGAUUGAACCGCGGUCCAGCUGACCCGGCGUUCAAUCCUAACCAGGCGCAUCCGAGAGCACCCUGGAUGGCUGAACCCAAACAUAAUCAUUUGGUGAUGCAGCCGGGCACUGACACAGCUGGCCAGUUGAACCACGUCGGUCUUCCACCGAUCGACUCUACAAAACCGCCUACUACUGCUGCUGCUACUACUGUGCCUGACAACAGCAAACGACAUGUUGUUCCAGCGGCACAUAACGCUAAUGGUAAUAAUAAUCACGGCAACAAUACCGGCGACAUCGAUUGGUCGACCAUGUUGCAGCCGGGUGCGCACGAGAACUAUAUGAACCCCGUAUUCCCCUCCACGAUGGCUCCCGUGAGCGAUGCUAUGCGAGCGCAGAUGGAUAACGAUCGAAAGUUUUACCCUACGGCGACGAGCGGACAUCAGGAAAAUAGUGGCCUGAAUGGGCUCUAUUUGGCUUCUACGACUCUAAGCGGCGAUGGAACCGUUCAAGCGGCCCGGCAAUGAGUAGCAGCUCGAGGAAUCUCUGACGGCCGGUUUAUAUGAAUUUUUUUUUUUAAUAUAAAACAAAAAAUUCGAACGUUUUGUGCGGAUUUAUCAGGAACCAUAUGUUUCUCGCUUGUGGCCUGUUAGAUGCGUGUUUGCGAUUCUCAAAAGUUUUCGGUUAUGCGUGUUGUAUUGGAGUUUUGCCCACCGUUCUGGGUGAGCGUUCUCGGAUCCGCUCGUCGGAAGGACUUUUCUUCGAUACAGUAAUGCCUACUGAAGAAAGAAUCGUGGUGGAAUUCAGGAAAACGUUUCGAGUCAAAUUGGCCCAAGGGCUUCGACAGUUCUACGGUGUGCGAUCCUGAUCCGUUCGAUACUUAGCGGCGCGAAAGCCAAAAUCAGAGCAAGCCCCUUUCUCGGCAGCACCGUGGCGGUUUUGUCACAAUUCCAGCCGCGGCCUGACGACGACUGGGCCCCAUCCUAUAUGCACUAUGCUCCAAUUGAUUUGGUGAUCUGUACCCAAGUUCUGUCUGAAAUGUUUUCCUUGUCGUUUCUAUUUCACCGCCCGCAUCUUCAAAUCCUUGUUGCAAAACGGCUUAAAAUCUUUCCCACUUUUUAUCCCGGUCGAACGUGCGCAGGGCGCGAGUCGACUGCAUAUCUCCCAAAGGCAAAAUUCGGACACCAGCAUUUUUAUAGACUCGGGGCAUAUUUCAUGUGUUGGGUGCAUGUCGUUCAAAACUUUUCUCAUCGUUUCUUUGUGGCUUUUCUCUCGUAUACAUACGUUUAUCUACCGGGAGGGUGGUUUUUGUUUUUUUUUUCUAUCUACUGGGUUUCUCAGGCACUCGUUCUUCGCCUUUGCAAUAGAGUUUUGUUUCGCUGAUUUUAUUUUAUAUUUCUUUUUUUUGUUUCGUCCCCUUGCGAAUGGCAAAAGAAAAGCUGUUUCCACAGUCUUAUUUUCUGCUCCCGCUUCUCGCUUUUCAUUGCUGAGGGACUAUUAAGUGUCUUUUUAUAUUCCGGUCCUCAGAUACCAUUUUAUGGCAGAUUACCAAGUUUUUAUGUCUUGUCACGGCCGUCUUAAAAAACCAGCAUAUGAUAUUUUUUAUAAGUAUUAUUACUAUUUUUAUCCUGUGUCCCUUUUUUUUUUGUAGUUUCUUUUUUUAAUCUCUUUUUUUUUUUUGCUUCUAGCAUAUUUUAACCUCUGGGUUUGUCUCUGUUUCUUUUUUUACCAUAUAUUGGUGGCAAGGCCUUGCGGAAUAUCCUAGAAUUUUUGCAUGCUCCUUCCCUCUUAUACUCCCCCCUUCGUCUUCUACACACGUCGAGAUGUGAAGUUACAUGCGUGUAUGUGUGAGGAGAUGUUGGAUGAGAGAAAGAAGGAAACGACAGAAGCAAGAAAAGAAGAAAAAAAAAUCGAAAGGAAAUG
Coccidioides immitis RS is the source of this 3644-nucleotide messenger RNA. RefSeq names its product C2H2 transcription factor RfeC, variant 2. Gene Ontology annotation, cellular component: chromatin. The coding region runs from base 662 to 2248 and encodes 528 amino acids. NCBI's taxonomy places the organism in Eukaryota, Fungi, Ascomycota, Eurotiomycetes, Onygenales, Onygenaceae. Gene Ontology annotation, molecular function: DNA-binding transcription factor activity, RNA polymerase II-specific; RNA polymerase II cis-regulatory region sequence-specific DNA binding. Gene Ontology annotation, biological process: regulation of transcription by RNA polymerase II. The record is from RefSeq and is a predicted model, not a curated record. The transcript has 5 exons.